AAAAAUCAUUUCAGUAUGAUGUGGUGCCACUAAAAAUUCAUUCUAUUCGAAUUGUGCAUCAAUACAGUUGUUAUAAAUCUUUAUAAAUUAUUAUAAUUCUCGCAUUAGCGUAAUUAGACAUGACGCCGGGAAAAGAGAGUGCUCUAGCGAAUGCAUCUGGCGAACGCUAAGACAUUUUUGUUGCGUCAAGUCGUUUUGUGUCGACUAUAUACGCAAUCUUCUCAUUUAAUCGCGCUUACUACUCUCUCCUCGAGCCUCUUCCCGUGCCUCGCCCCUCAUUCCACCGAAAAUUAAAUUGAUAUGUAUUAUGUGCAUUUCGUUUUGUGGAUGUAGAAAGUGCCAGUUGCACAUCUGGAGCUGGCACGUCUAUUCGACACACAUAUGUAUAGCUACACGUGUUUCUGCUUUGCUUCGAUAUUGAAACCGUACCGCUAACAGCAUGUGGCCUAUCGAACGAUUAAGAGACCUAAUCUGCGGAUAAAAGUCGGAGUACGAGAUUGACAUCGAAACGGGAGUUGCUGACAGUUCGAACAUGUCUGACUUUAUCAGUUUGUAGCGCCAAUUUAGCGCGAGACAACACCAGAGUAAUGAGAUACAAGAUUUACUAAAUUCAUCAGUACUUUGAUAUUCUGAUAUAAAUCAUGAAAGUUAAUUAUACACAACUGCCUAUAAAGGCACAUUAUUUCUUUUUAUGGCAGCAAUGGGUCCAAUUUUACCGUUUCUACCAGUUUAUGGCAAGCAACUUGGUAUUUCACCAUUAAUUAUGGGUAGUAUCACCGCAAUUUUACCGAUUUUGUUCCUGAUCGCGAAACCAACAUUCGGUUUCGUCGUAGAUUAUUUUCACACCUGGAGAAAACUGAUCUUUAUAGCAUUACUUGCUGUAACAAGCGGUUGUUACAUUUUUAUGUACUUUUUACCAGCUCUGCCUGGUCCACUUUUACCAGAUCAUCAGUUUCAAAAUGUUUCCUGCAUGACUUUAUUACCUUGUAAUAUGAACCAUCACAUUUCAACAAUUGCAUUAUGUGAUGGCACGAAAGUUGCUAUGUGUCAUUGGAUUUGUAAAGAUGCAAAUUUUUCUACAAAAUUAACUUUUUAUCCAAUUGAAAAGGAAGCAAUCAUUUCACCGAAUACUUCAUGCUUAUUAAAUAUUAAUGAAACAUCACAGUGUCAAAGAAAUAUAACAAAGAAUUAUAAGUGUAACGUUACAUGUGAUAAUUUUGAAGAUGAUCAUUGUUUAUAUACAUCCAUUACUUUCUGGGGAUUUGUUCUCUUAAUGUCUCUUGGUAAUAUCGGCUUUAAUGUUUCCAAUUGCAUAAGUGAUGCAAUUUGCUUUGAUGUAUUAGGAGAAGGUAAACAAAUGGAAUACGGUAAACAGCGAGUAUGGGGUACAAUCGGUUUCGGUGUAGCAGCAUUUUUAGCUGGUUACACAGUGGACUUGUGGUCGCACGGAGAAAUUUAUAAAACUUAUACGCCAGCAUUUCUUCUUGUGCUUGCAUUUACUUGUAUCGAUUUAAUCUGUUGCAGAAAGUUGAAGCUGCCACCUAUGUUAGGAUCGACAAGCAUACUAAAAGAUGUAUGCACUCUUUUGAAAUUGAAACCUAUCAUUAUAUUUUUAUGUUUUGCUACGCUCGCGGGUAUCCUUGAUAGUUUUAUAAUUUACUUUUUGUUCUGGUAUUUAGAAGAUCUUGCUAUGGCGACCGGUCAUAUGGGUGAAAUUAAAUUAAUAGAAGGUCUAAUCGUAGCCGCGGAAACUCUCGGUGGCGAGAUAAUAUUCUUCUCUUUCUCUGGCAAAAUAUUGAAAAAAUUUGGAUAUGGCUAUACCUUUACAUUUUGUUUCGUAUGCUAUGCACUACGAUUAGGAUUAAUAUCUCUUGCACCAACACCAUGGUGGGUACUUCCAGUGGAAUUCUUCAUGCAGGGACCAACAUAUGCGCUUUGUUAUACAACAAUAGUAGCAUACGCAAGUGUAGUAUCACCACCUGGUGCAUCAGCUACUGUACAAGGAAUUGUAGCAGGGAUGGAUGACGGAUUCGGUUUCGCGGUCGGUAGUUUGAUCGGAGGCGUCUUGUACAAGAAAGUUGGUGGUGCAAAAACCUUACAAAUAUUUUCAGUGCUUGCAGCACUUUCAGCGUUCAUGUAUUUUGUUCUUCAUAUUUUGUACUUAAAACACAGAACACCAGAUACACGAAAUAAUGUUGAAUGGAAGAAACCUGAAGAUGCACAGAGGCACUGUGAUAUUGCAGAAAUGUGAUAUAUAUUUUAUCAUUAAUAUCUUUAUAAUAAAUUAUAUAUAAAGAUAUAUUCCAAAAAAUAUUAAGUUAAUAUAAAAAUCGAUCAAUUAUAUAACUAAGAAUUUUAAAAUAAUUAUUUUAUGCUUCUAACAUUCAAUUUAAUUGAACAAUUUGCUCCCUACAAAAUACUUAUUAUUUAUCUUUUUAUAUAUACUACUAGCUUGCCAGAAAGAUAACAAGUACUCGGCGUUUGAAUACAUUAGUAAAAUCUUUCUAAAAAUUUUUGAAUAUUGCGGUAAAUAUAAUUUAUUAAUACAUCUUAGCGAGAUAUAGAUAUAGAUAUGUGAUUUUACAAGAUUAUACAUUCAGAUGAGAUGUAGAUUGAAGAAAGUAAAAAAUUUCUCGCCACAAAUCAGGUUUCAACAAAAAGAUUUCGUAAAAGUGUGUUAUGUUUAUAUUUGUACUUAUGUAACUGUAUACUCAACUAUAACGUUUAAACGUUUUAUGGAAUUUUUCUCAGUUUGAAUUUAACUUUCAACUUAAAUAAAGUGAAUUUGGAAACUAA
This is a messenger RNA of Pogonomyrmex barbatus (red harvester ant), 2796 nucleotides long. RefSeq names its product major facilitator superfamily domain-containing protein 6-like. The record is from RefSeq and is a predicted model, not a curated record. Gene Ontology annotation, molecular function: transmembrane transporter activity. Gene Ontology annotation, cellular component: membrane. NCBI's taxonomy places the organism in Eukaryota, Metazoa, Arthropoda, Insecta, Hymenoptera, Formicidae.